AUGCAGAGAUCUGUGCCGCGUAUGCUAAAUCUGGGCUUUCCAGCGAGUCCCAUAACGCUAUUGAGGCCGAAACCAUGGACAACAACUCUACGCUCGAUUUCGACGGAAAACUCUAAGUUGAAGAAGAAGAUCUCUCCGAUCAUAUCAUCCAUUUGGACAUUACCAAAUAUGCUUACAAUCAGUAGGAUUGCUGCAGCGCCGUUGAUAGGUCAAUGCAUAAUAUCCAACAAUCUGGUACCUGCUUUGGGGCUCUUCACGUAUUCAUGCAUAACAGACUUUUUAGACGGUCAUCUGGCAAGACGAUAUAACAUGAAGUCGGUUGCAGGAACGGUGUUGGACCCAAUGGCUGACAAAAUACUGAUGCUCGUCACAACUGCAUCGCUGGCUUUUCCUGGUGGGCCUCAAAUUAUACCAGGUCCGGUUGCAGGCCUCAUAAUUGGCCGUGAUCUCACGCUCGGAUUUAGUGCCAUAUACUUUCGAAUAGCAUCCCUGAGACACACGUAUGGUAAAGUCAGUUGGAAUUCGUUUUGGGACGUUUUCAAAUAUCCCAGCGCUGAAGUGAGACCAACACAAAUCUCCAAAUGGAACACCUUUUUACAAAUGAUAUAUCUUGGUUGGGCUGUCACCAUGAUGAUGUUCGUCCAGCCGUCUUCUUCAUCUUCUGAAGAAGAAGAAGAAGCGAAAGGAGUUGCUGGUUUGGUCGCAAAGGCUUUCGCAUAUAUGGGUUAUGUGGUCGGGGUCACAACUAUUCUUAGUGGCGGCUCCUACAUAUUCAGUAAAAACGCUGUAAAGUACCUCAACAAAUUGAAAUGA
Messenger RNA from Lachancea lanzarotensis, 813 nucleotides. RefSeq names its product LALA0S05e08108g1_1 (gene CRD1). Lineage: Eukaryota; Fungi; Ascomycota; Saccharomycetes; Saccharomycetales; Saccharomycetaceae. The record is from RefSeq and is a predicted model, not a curated record. The coding region runs from base 1 to 813 and encodes 270 amino acids. Gene Ontology annotation, biological process: cardiolipin biosynthetic process. The transcript has a single exon. Gene Ontology annotation, cellular component: mitochondrion; membrane. Gene Ontology annotation, molecular function: cardiolipin synthase activity.